This is a messenger RNA of Anguilla rostrata (American eel), 4744 nucleotides long. RefSeq names its product rho GTPase-activating protein 12-like. Gene Ontology annotation, biological process: regulation of GTPase activity; signal transduction. The record is from RefSeq and is a predicted model, not a curated record. The transcript is spliced from 20 exons. NCBI's taxonomy places the organism in Eukaryota, Metazoa, Chordata, Actinopteri, Anguilliformes, Anguillidae. Gene Ontology annotation, molecular function: protein binding. Gene Ontology annotation, cellular component: cytoplasm. The coding region runs from base 386 to 3010 and encodes 874 amino acids.
CCCACUGUAAAUUUCUGUGCGAAGCCAGUAUUUUCACAGUAGAAACACAAGAUGGAGCCAAACGUCUAAAUCUCCCACAGGCGCCGAAAGGAGCGUGGGUUUUUGGCAAAGUCGGCUCUGCUGCAGUCCUUCACUAGUUUGGCAAAACAAGGAGCGCGAAGUAGAGCACCGUCAGGUUGAGUGGAAUCGAGUUUGAAGGGAGUGUUUGCUGCCCGCGGACUAGAGUGGGGGAAACGACAAGGCGGAAAAAAGUUCAUUUGAUCAAAGAGCCGGGUUAUUUACUCAAAAGGAAGAGCCAGGUGAAAACAAGCUCGCCGCUGCCCUGUCAGUCAUGCGGACGGCCCCGCCCCCCCCGCUGUGAGGCUCGCCGGGUCCCGCGGUCAGGAUGGCGGACGGAGAGGGCCGCUGCGAGCUGCCCAUCGCCCCGGGGCAGCUGUACAUCGAGGUGGAGUACGACUACGAGUACAAGGCCAAGGACCGCCAGGUCAGCAUCCGCGAGGGCGACUGCUACAUGCUGGUGAGGAAGACCAACGAUGACUGGUGGCAGGUGAAGAAGGACGAGAGCAGCAAGGCCUUCUACGUGCCCGCCCAGUACGUGCGGGAGGUACGCAAGGCCCUCAUGCCCCCCCCCAAAGCCCUGCACCAGGGCAGGUCCGGGCGGACCGCCCCCAAACCCAACUUCCUGCACGUCCGCAGGCCGGACGACACCCUCGGCCGAAACCUCGACGCGCCCGGCUUCGGGACGUCCCCCCGGGACGCCGGCCAGCGCCCGGAGAGCCCCGGGCGUUGCCAGGACAACCACGUGGCCGCGCCGGCGCGGGCGGAGUCGCCCGUCCCCCGGCACCCCGCCCCGGGGAUCUGGGUCACCCCGGACGAUUCGGGCGGGAGCUCGGAGAAGCUGCGCAUUGACUCGGAGUCUGGAGACGAGCUGAGCAGCGGCUCCCUGGAGCACCUGCAGACUGCUCCCCCUGCUGGUCAGGUGAGGGCUGACUCUCCGGUCUACACAAACCUGCAGGAGCUGAAGGUGUCGCAGUCCAGCCUGCCCCCCCAGCCCUACGCCCCCCCCCUGCACACACUGGGCGACUGGGACACGCACAAGGACGCCACCGGCCGCCAUUUCUACCACAACCGCGUCACGCAGGAGCGCACCUGGAAGCCGCCGCGAGCGCGCGACUCCGCCAACACCGCCAACCGCGGAGACGCGCCGGGGGAGUCAGAGCAUCUGUCUUCGGAGGAGACGUGUCACAGUGCUUACUCCAGCCAAUCAGACAGCCAGUACGGGUCUCCACCCUCGGGCUGGUCAGAGGAGCUGGACCAGUACGGACACACCCUUUACGUGUGCGAGUUCACUAACGAGAAGGUACCGGGGCUUCCCUCUGUCUGUCUGUCUGUCUGUCUGUCUGUCUGUCUGCCCUCUCUCCUCCCACCGCCGUCCUUCUUGGGCCACGCCUCAGAUCAGACUCUGUGCCGAUAUACCCUGUCCCCUUUGCAGCCAGGCAACGCCGCCCAUAAGACCCGGAGUUUGGACAGGAAGGAACCCAUCGUGCUGAACAAGUGGAGGCACAGCACCUGCGUCCUGGAGACCAACGAGAAGCCUGUGAAGCACAGGCGGUUCCGCUCCGAACGCCUCCCCAGCUCUCCAACCUAUGAGGAAGAAGAGUCCCUGACAGGCUCAAAACACAGCCCCCCCGACUCAGACUCCAGCCCUUCAUCUCCAAAGUCCCCUUCAUCCCCUUCGGAGAAGUGCGCCGUCCUCAAUGUGACCAAGAUCACGGAGCACGGGAGGAAAGUCCGGAAGAACUGGACCUCCUCUUGGACCGUCCUGCAGGGCUCCUCCCUCCUGUUCUCUAAGGGCCAAGGGGGCGGGACUAGCUGGUCUUACUACCGCAGUGGCUCCUUCCCCGAGCUGCUCCUCUCGCUGCUAAGCAACUGGAGGCGGUCCGUCAAGCCCCGCCCAGCCGUCUCCUAUGUGUACUCUAGGCUUGGCCCGGCUGCUACUUUCGGGGGGGGGCACUCCAAGCCGGAGUUCACGGUGGAUCUGAGGGGGUGGGCUCCAGUGUGGGUGGCCCUCUCAACGGACAACCACGUAACGAACACCUUCUCCCUGAAGACCAGGAAGGGCACUGAGCUGCUCAUCUAUUCAGAGAGCGAAGGCGUCAUCGAUGACUGGUACAAAGCCCUGGCAGAUACCAUCAGCGCCCACGCCUGGGAGUCGGACGAGGCCAUCGAGGAAGACAUGCCAGAGUCUCCGGGGUCGGAGAAACACGACAAGGAGAAAGAGCACCGCGACUCGAAAAAGAACAAAGCGAUGAAGAGCUCGGCCAGCAUGGACUCCUCGGACCAGAAGAAGACGCGAGUCAAACUGAAGAAGUUCCUCACCCGCCGACCGACCCUGCAGUCCGUCAAAGACAAGGGCUACAUCAAAGAUCAAGUGUUCGGCAGCAGUCUGGCCAGCCUGUGCCAGCGAGAGAACAGCACCGUGCCUGACUUCGUCAGAAUGUGCAUCGACCACGUGGACAACAACGGUCUUGAAAUUGACGGGCUGUACAGAGUGAGCGGAAACCUGGCAGUGAUCCAGAAGCUGCGCUUUGCUGUCAAUCACGAUGAGAAGGUGGAUUUGGAGGACAGUAAGUGGGAGGACAUCCACGUGACCACUGGCGCUCUGAAGAUGUUCUUCCGGGAGCUUCCGGAGCCGCUCUUCACCUUCGCGUACUUCGAAGACUUCAUCAGCGCCGUCAAAUCUUUUGACAGAAAGCAGCGUGUGAAGGACCUGAUCAAACAGCUGCCCAGGCCGAACCACGACACCAUGCAGGCCCUCUUCAAGCACCUCAGAAACGUGAUCCAGUACAAGGAGCAGAACCGCAUGUCGGAGCAGAGCCUGGCCAUCGUGUUCGGACCCACGCUGCUCCGGCCCGAGGUGGAGUCGGUCAGCAUGGCCGUCCACAUGGCGUACCAGAACCACAUCGUGGAGUUAAUCCUGCUGGAGUACGACAGCAUCUUCGGCAGAUAGAACCGCCCCCCCCACCCCCUCCCGCCCUGUCCUCCCCCCCAACCCCAACCAAGCCCGGGGUGCCGACUCGGACUGUGGACCAAUCAGUGUAGAGAUGGUAUACAUAUAUAAAUAUCGAUGGUAAUAAUAGUUUACUUUGCACUUACAGUUUUUUUGGAACUCCAUAUCCGCUUGUUUUUUUUUGGGGGGGGGGGGGCGGGGGGAUGGUUGCCACCACUGUUGCCAUGGAGAUUAUGAGGAUAUAUGUGAGCGCCCCCUAGGGGUGACCAAGCUGCCUGACUAAACGCCUGGGACUGGCUGUGGAGAGAGAGGGAGGGACGAGAGAGUGAGGCAGGGUUAGAAUGAGAGAGUGAGAGUGAGAGAUGUUUACUCUUUUUUUCUGGUGGCUGGGGUUGUACUGACAGUGGUGGUGAGGGAGGGGGGCGUGGUCAGGGUCACAAGAGUGGCGGGGGAUUGUGGGAUGGGACCUACUCCACAGGCCUGAUUGUUUUUGGGUCAGCUUCAUUUGUGUAUCAGAAGGCAGCCAGAACCAGAACUUCGACCACAGCGGAGAGGAGUGGGCAGGGGGGGGGAGGGGGGAUAUUAGCCCCCGGAACGUCUGUUCUGCUCUCAGAAUUUGGGUAAUCUGGGCCAGUCUAGGUUUGGGGUGACCUCCGUGUGUACUCUGUAAACAGAGCCUGAAGACUGCAGUACACAACUGUACAGAACUACAUGAUUUUAUCAAGAUGCACGGACGUCUCUUCUGUACCAGCACUGGUGGCAAUGUAUAUAGCAGGGGUCUCAAACUCCAAAUCCCAGAGGGCCGCAGUGUCUGCAGAUUUAACUCUAGUCCUGGAGGGUCACAGAGUGUCUGCAGAUUUAACUCCAGUCCUGUAGGGCCGCAGUGUCUGCAGGUUUAACUCUAGUCCUGGAGGGCCGCAGUGUCAGCAGGUUUAAGAUCAGUCCCGGAGGGCCGCAGUGUUUGCAGGUUUACCUCCAGUCCUGCAGGGGGCGCUGUGUCUGUAUGUUUAAGUGUUGAAAUGCACUGAAAACCUGCUGCUGAUGUGGCCCUUCAGGAUCCCCGGUGUAAUGUGACAAAAUGUUGGCCUAAAAGCCAAAGGCGGUGAUUUCUAAUUUUCCCUGGACUUACUGGAAUAGGAACCAACUUUUUUUCCCCCCACCAACUAACAUUCUCUGGAUGGAAUCAUUCAGAUCAAAUCUCUUGCUUGCUCCUAUGGCUCACUGAACAAAUCCAUUUUUCCAGGCAGUUAAUAUCUUUUAUGGAGGAGAAACGAAGGCUAUGAGAAUAACUGUUGCAUGAGUUGGAUGUGAAUACGUGGUACAAAUGCAUACGGACUUUAGAAAUAUCUGUAGAACGCGCAGAUCUACGGAAUACUGUGUGUGACACAGAACACACUAUACAGAGUGCAGUGAUGCACAGAACAGACUGAUCUGCAGAAUAGAGACUGGAUACAACUUAAGAUUUUUAAAAGGCUGACUGCAAGAUUUACUGUAAAAUGUUUCAGUAUCAGUACUUUAAGUGUUAGCAGCUGGGGGUUAAAUCACUGAGGUUCUGUAAAUAUUCUAUCAUAUAGACUGAUUUAAAAAAAAUUUAAAAAAACAAUGGAAAAAGACAGGGUUUGAAAAUUUAUUUUAUUUUUUUGGGUCAACUGCACAAUUUUGAAUGUAAUUUUACAGACUAACUGCUGUUCAUGACAUUGCGAUGUCUGUGAAUAAAGAAAACGGACGGAUUAA